This is a messenger RNA of Ziziphus jujuba (common jujube), 2894 nucleotides long. Its product is annotated as probable hexosyltransferase MUCI70. The transcript is spliced from 9 exons. The coding region runs from base 800 to 2542 and encodes 580 amino acids. Lineage: Eukaryota; Viridiplantae; Streptophyta; Magnoliopsida; Rosales; Rhamnaceae. The record is from RefSeq and is a predicted model, not a curated record.
AAAUGGCUAGGAGAAGAGUGGUAGCAUGAAGCAUCUGUACCACUUAAGGUGAGACAUCACCGUCUGAUCGUUAACAUCGCGCAUGUGGCGCAGGUUAGCACUAUCAGGCAAUUCCAUGUUUUUUUUUUUUUUUUUUUUUUUUUUUUGGGCGUUCAUUUCUUACAUAAUUAUUUCUUGGGGAAUGAAUGGAACUAUAUAAAUAAUGCAUGAAUUUUCCGCUUUGUGAUCACCUCAAAAUUAGCAAAGGAAAAGAAAAAUAAAACAAAAAUACAAUGAACUCGUUUUCGUAAAUUGUGAUCCCAGAUUUCUCCGAUUUCAUACAAACCUAGAUUCGUGCUAAAAACCCCACAACCACCAAUCACAAACCCCCCGUUUAUUUAUUUUUUCUAAGUUCAUAUUUUUUCAUCAAUUAUUAAUUUUUUAAUUACCAUUGUUAUUUUGCUUUCACUGAUUGCAUACGGGAAUUGCAUUUCUGAAGUGGGAUUUUGUUAGUUUGGAAGCAAAUUUUUUUGGGUUUUGUGAUUUUGCUUUGCUUGUUGUUGUCCCACUUUGUUUAUCGGCUUUACGGAAUCAGAGGAAAAACCAGAAUUUUCUCGGAUUGAGUUGAAGUGGUAGUGAGAUUGUUUGUUUGGGUAAAGUGCAUUCUUGGUAAUAGAAAGUGGAAAUUGGUGGUGGGUUUCUGAAGAGAGCAUAGGGAAAAUUGAAUAAGUGGGGGGUUUUUGAUUUUCUAGGGAAAAUUUGUAGAUGAGAGGAGGGUUGGGCGGGAGAUGAGACGAGCUCAUGAAGGUUCGCAGAAACAAUGACUGGAGGGUCAUUGGGAAUUCGUUCGGGGAGUUAUGGGUCAUUGGAUAAACAGCUACAGAACGGAAUUUCGCCUAUCCAAACAGCAAGAAAGCCUUCAAAGAUGCUCAAGGAAAAGGAAAGAUUGUUCCAUUGGAUCUGCAAGUUCGCCGGCCGUAAGAAGGUCGGAAUGCUGCUUCUGUGUGCCAUCUCAGCCGGGAUAUUCAUUUUUGUUGUAUAUGUCGGAAAAGGUGAAGAUACUCAAGAAAGAAACCAUGUCAACAACAUUAAUGUGAAUAACAGUGUGGCUUUAAGUUAUCCUGAAUCUUCACUGACAAAUGGAGAGCAGAGUAUCUCUUCUUCAUUGAAUACUUUUGGAAUACCUUCGAAUUUUGCCCUGCCUCCUCCUCCUCCUUCCUUUUUCCUUGGUUAUACUCUUCCACCAGGGCAUCCUUGUAGUACUUUCACUUUGCCGCCCCCACCAGCAGAUAAGAAAAGAACUGGACCACGGCCUUGCCCGGUAUGCUACCUUCCUGUAGAAGAAGCCAUAGCCUUAAUGCCAAAGGUCCCUUCAUUUUCUCCAGUUCUUAAGAAUUUAACUUACAUUUAUGAGGAAAAUUUAUCUAGAGAAACAGAAUUUGGAGGAUCGGAUUUUGGUGGAUAUCCAACCUUGAGUCAAAGGACUGAUUCUUAUGAUAUAAGAGAGUCGAUGAGUGUCCAUUGUGGAUUUGUAAAAGGUAUAAAGCCUGGGCGCAAUACAGGAUAUGAUAUGGAUGAAGAUGAUCUCUAUGACAUGGAGCAGUGUCGUGGUAUCGUUGUUGCAUCAGCCAUAUUUGGAAAUUUUGACAACAUAAACCAGCCACAUCACAUUAGUGAUUAUUCCAAGGAGACUGUUUGCUUUUACAUGUUUAUAGAUGAAGAGACAGAAGCUUAUAUGAAGGGUACUGGUACUCUGGACGGCAGCAAGAAAGUUGGAUUAUGGAGAGUAGUUGUUGUUCAUAACAUUCCUUACACAGAUGCAAGGCGCACUGGGAAGAUUCCAAAGCUUUUGGUGCAUAGGAUGUUUCCCAAUGCUCGCUUUUCAUUGUGGAUUGAUGGAAAACUUGAGCUUGUUGUGGAUCCAUAUCAAAUUCUGGAAAGGUUCUUGUGGAGGAAGAAUGCAACUUUUGCAAUUUCUAGACACUAUAAACGCUUUGAUGUGUUUACUGAAGCUGAGGCAAAUAAAGCUGCAGGAAAAUAUGCUAAUGCCUCAAUUGACUUUCAGAUUGAUUUCUACAGAAGGGAGGGUUUGACCCCAUAUAGUGAAGAAAAACUUCCCAUUACCAGUGAUGUACCUGAAGGAUGUGUAAUCAUUAGAGAGCAUGUUCCUAUCAGCAACCUCUUUACUUGUCUUUGGUUCAAUGAGGUCGAUCGUUUUACUUCCAGGGACCAAAUCAGUUUUUCCACUGUGAGGGACAAGCUCAGGGCGAGGACGAAUUACACUAUCAAUAUGUUCCUGGACUGUGAAAGGCGCAACUUUGUGGUUCAGAAAUACCAUAGAAAUGUAUUGAAGAAAAGGGCUCCUCCUCUACCUGCUGCACUUUCUCCUCCACUAUUGCCUCCACCACCACCACCGCCACCGCCACCAUCACUUGAAACUUCAUCUGAAGGGGCUGUGAAUGCCCCAACUGGGAAGAUCCAACCAAGAGGUGGGAGAGAAGGGAGAUCGUCAAGACGUCACCGCAAAGUUUCUGCAGGCACUAAGGAUUCUGAUUCAGGUUAAAGUUUUGUUGAAGCUAAUUAUAUUAUUCUUUUUACCUACCCCUUUCACAAAUCAUUCAUUUCGGGGGUGGAGGGAAUUGUGCGAGAUGAAUGUUGCGGUUCUGCUUCUACAGGAAAUGCCGUCUCUCAUUCUUUCUACUUUUGGAGUUUGUCAAAUUUACUCAUUUUUUGUUGUAUAUAUAGUAUAUUUUCCAAUAAUUGUAAUAUGGGUUGCUACAAAAGCCUUCGUGUGGUGGCCCAUUUUGUUGUUCCAAUAUCAUACCAACAUUGUAUUGAGAUUCAUUUAUAUAAAAGUUAUUUAUUAUUCAAGUUUUAAUGAAAAAUUAAUAAAGUUGAAAAUUUAUUAUGUUUAA